This is a messenger RNA of Dichomitus squalens LYAD-421 SS1, 723 nucleotides long. RefSeq lists its product as uncharacterized. The transcript has 2 exons. NCBI's taxonomy places the organism in Eukaryota, Fungi, Basidiomycota, Agaricomycetes, Polyporales, Polyporaceae. The coding region runs from base 1 to 723 and encodes 240 amino acids. The record is from RefSeq and is a predicted model, not a curated record.
AUGACCAUGCCUCGGGUUCUCAUACAGUCUCCAAUUGUGCCGAACAUCCAUACGAUGAUAGAUACGACGCCACUGCCCCCCCGACAGACUGGCUUGCAGCCUGCGCCUCGGGCGACCGUUCGUACUCCCACCGACGUCGCUCCUCCCCCUGUCGGGAACCUUCCGGAGGCAGCUACAGGAGUCGACGAGGAGGCGCCUCCGGAUGGUCUCCAGCGCAUGUCCCUCGUGCAGGACUUUGGCGAACAGCCAGCGUCUCAAGUCCCCACCCUCAAGGAGGACAUCAUCAGCUAUCGGCUCGAUUGCCUCUCGGACGAAGUCGAGCGGCUCAGGCUCCUCCUCAAGAAUCUUCAAAACGUAUUUGAGGACAGCACCAUCGAGCGCGUUAAGAACCUCAGAACAGACUUAAUGACCAAGGCGGGCAAUACCGAGCGUCGUUUGGGCGGGGAGAUUGCCGCCUUGAAGACUCGCAUUGACAACGAGCAUCUCGAUUUGCAGCAGCGCACUCACGAUAAGUUUGUCUCCAUGGAGUCGCACGUUACGCAUCGCGUGCAGAAAGUCCUGGACGACAUGCACAAGCGGUUCCUCGCCGACGUGGAAGCGCAAGUUGCUGCCGCCCUGCAAACUUUCCAAGAGGAGCUGAAGGUUUACGCCGCUGCCAACCAGGAGCGGUUCAACCAGAUCAUCCAGAUGCUGCUGGAUGGGCGCGGGCAGGCGACAGUUUAG